AUGGCAUUACCCCUCCCAACAGAACUCAUCCAAUCCAUCCUUCACUUCACAGAUACAGAAACAUACCACUCGGCGCGAUUCACCUCUCGUCACUGGUACAAUGCCGCAUCGACACCUUACAUGCUCCGCAAAGCGCUCGAGCAAACACCAACGCUCCUACCAGCAUUAAACUCCCUAUCCGAAACAAACUGGAACACGCUCUUUAACCAGGUCUCGCAACUGAACCUCUUCGAGUACCGAUUACGAUGCCUCAAGACGAUAUCCAAGGGUGAUUUACCACAGGGAAGCACAGCAUCUACACCAUUAGCCACAUCGCAUGAUGGCAAGAAAAUAGUGGUACUGAAAGGCUCCCAAAUAACCAUCCACGAUCAUAAUGAUGAAGAGAAAUACGAACUCACACUCUCCCAAUCCCUCUAUCCCCUCUGGACAAGUGUCUGCCGCGCACUACUUGAAGGUGGCGCCGGCUACGGCGCAAACCAGGGCUACGCGCGACACCGGCUUGCCGUUUCUUCGCGAUCUGGUCUAGUUGCCGUGGGACUGGGGAAAACGAUUCAGAUAUACAAUUACCGGGAUCCUGGAUCUCCUGUUGAAUAUGUGUUAGGUCAGACGGAGACGGUUUUUAGUUCAUCUUCGCCUGCGCCUGGGCCGAAUUACAGGGAGACAGAUGGUGUGGUGGAGUCGCUGGAGUUUGUGGAUGGUGAUGGGGACAUGCUUCUUCGCGUGGGGAUUGGGAAGGAAUCGAAUCCGAAUCGAACGUAUCGGGUGCGGUAUCUGGGUGAUCCGUCUCGUUCGAGCCAGCAGCAGCCGUCUCUCUACUACUGGCGCCAGAAUCUCAACCGGGUAUAUCUCGACUCGGUAGCAUUGGCUACCAUUCUGCCAAAUAACGACUACAAAACUGCGCUCAACGGUAUCCAUCUUCUUCCACAAUCACCAUCAACAACAUCACGCUCUUUCAUCGCAGCACUCAAAACACAAGAUGUCCAAGGCUACUGCAUAGCAACUGUCAUACCAUCCUCAUCACCACUACCAGACGACGAAGAGCAACAGAUAAUAAUAUCUCACCACCUACCUUCAAAAACCAACUAUCUCACACCAUCGACUCACUCACCAACGUCCAAAGCAAGGAACACUUCCGAUCCCAUCAACAUCUCGCUGAUGGACCAAACGCUAAAUGAUAAAGCUGUCGUUACCCAAAAUCUUCUUACCGCGACUACAGACCGCUGGGAUAGUGUCCAUCUUCCCGCUGUUACUGCGAGGAACCCGUUGAUAUCUGUUUCGGAUGAUGGACAGUUACUUGUUGUUUAUGAGCAGGGAGGGGGGCAUUCGUUUCGGUAUAUGGCUGGUGGGGGGUUGUAUGUUUUUAGUCUUGAUGAUUCUAUCACCAGGACAGGUGGUAGUGGAGAGGCCAAAAUGGUACAGCCGUGGCCAUAUUUAUUAGAUAUUGUUGACGUUGACGUUGAUGGUUUGAAGGUUGCUAAGUCCGAGACUGGAAAUGGGACGAAUGGUUACACCGUGACCGCAACAGCGUUAAAUGGACAGUGGGUGGUGAAAUGGUGUUUGGGUUGA
Aspergillus ruber CBS 135680 is the source of this 1566-nucleotide messenger RNA. Its product is annotated as F-box protein. Gene Ontology annotation, molecular function: protein binding. The record is from RefSeq and is a predicted model, not a curated record. NCBI's taxonomy places the organism in Eukaryota, Fungi, Ascomycota, Eurotiomycetes, Eurotiales, Aspergillaceae. Bases 1 to 1566 code for a protein of 521 amino acids. The transcript has a single exon.